UGGACAUGGGAGGUCAGAGCUGCUCACCCUUCACCAGGUGGAGGGGCUCUGUGGGGGAACACGUGGCUUCUCCCCAACCUGACAGGGGUGAGGGCCUGGUAUCUUCCACUACCUAGUCCAGGUCCAGAAGUGCCACACGUGCCUUAGAGAAAGGAAGAACUCUGAGACCCCGAGGUGCUGCUAUGGGUAUUAAAAGGGUUCCAGAGUCACUGCCCUGACACCUGUGAGUGACUCCCACUGUGGAAACCAGAGGAAGGAGUGGGACCCAGCUACCAGGCCCUUGCCCUUGCCCCGAGAAUCCCAGAGCCCUUUCCUGCCCUGGGCUGGGUGUGGGGGGGAGGCAGGGCUCUGGGCAUCUCUCACUGUGUGUUGCAGGCUGUUGAUGGAGAAGGGGGCGGAUGACAGCCGGGACUGUGGUGAUCACCGGGGGCAUUUUGGCAACUGUGAUUCUGCUCUGCAUCAUUGCGGUUCUGUGCUACUGCCGACUCCAGUAUUAUUGCUGCAAGAGAGAGGAGCCCGAGGACGACGAGGAGGAGCCAGAUUUUGCAGUGCCCCCGCACCUGCCCCCACUUCACUCCAACCGCAGCUUGGCGCUAACCAACGGGCCAUUGCGCCCCACCACUGCCGCCUUGCCCUUUGGCGCCAAGACCCCGCCAGCACGCGCGCUCUGCCGAAGCUGCUCUUACUACGAGCCGCCCAGCUUCUACCUACAGGAGCCAGAGGACGAUCUGCUCAACGGCGGGGGCCGUGUGGCCUACCGGAGCCUCAGCCAGGAGGACGUGGGGCCACCCACCGGGGCCCUGGGGGGGCUGCAGGCACUGGAUCCCAACCGCCUGACAGCCAUGCGUGAAGCCUUUUCCCGGAGCCGUAGCGUCAGCACUGACGUCUGAGACCAGAGUGGGGUCCCCAGAGCUCUGCCCAAGGGUUCCAUUAGACUGUCUGGUCCCCUCGUGCCUGCCUCCAGAGCAGCAUGCAGUGGCAUGGUCCGUGUUUCUGACCAGGGAGCCUCUCUUCAAGAGUGGGGAGCACCUUACUGCUCGUGUCCACCUCUCCAGCAUCUGCUGCUGCCUCCCAGAAGCUCCCCAUACCCUGCCCCCCAAAAAGAGCAGCUUCAGGCUCAGCAGCAGAUGAGCAGAACCCCUGGAAUUCUAGUCAAAGUGGGGGCACAGGAAGGAAAGAGUGGAGAGUGUGGGCAUGUCUGUACUUCCCUGUGCCACAGCCCUGAUAUAUUGGGCAGAGGGGUGCUCCUGGAACCCUCCAAGAUCCAGGCCCUCCCCUGCCCCAUCCCCUACCAUGGAGCCACAGACCUCUCCCUUCUCAGCAGCUUCUGAGAUGGGGCCAGGCCUACCCAACCCUACACCCCACACUGACCCAACCGAGCCCCUCUCUCUGUGCCCCCCUGAGGGGCGAGGGUCUUUUGGGACACCCUGGCAGCUCCCCCCUUGGCUGGGCCAGCAAGGUCCAAGGGCAUCCCCUGCCACUCCCAAACCCACAGCCAAGCCUCUACCAACCAAGCAGGAUCCGACCCAGCAGCCUGACCCCAGCACCUAUACAUCUUGGGGACCCCUUUCAGGAUGCCUGCCAGACCCCCAGCUAGACAGCCCUCCUGAAACCAUAGUGUCCAGGCGGAUGGCCUCUCCAGGUCCCAGCCCCAGCCUGGAUACCCCUAAGCUACUGCUCCUGCUACCCCCCUGUACCCCCUUCCUCUGUGGCCUGUGAGUCUGUUCCUAAAGUGUGGGUGGUGGGUGGGAGUGGGGUGAGGCCCAGAAGAGGGGAGGUCUGUCUGUGGCUCCUGCUUCAGCCUGGCCUGGAACCUGGGCACCCUGAGAACCUUAUGGGAGGUGCCGGCCACCUGCGAAGUCACUGUGAGCACAGACACCCCAAUAAAGCUCUUCUCUUGCA
Suncus etruscus (white-toothed pygmy shrew) is the source of this 1902-nucleotide messenger RNA. It is a transcript of the gene FAM163B, whose product is annotated as family with sequence similarity 163 member B. The record is from RefSeq and is a predicted model, not a curated record. The coding region runs from base 399 to 890 and encodes 163 amino acids. The transcript is spliced from 2 exons. NCBI's taxonomy places the organism in Eukaryota, Metazoa, Chordata, Mammalia, Eulipotyphla, Soricidae.